AUGAGCCUCUCUGUGUUUGUGCCUACAAACACCCAAAAGGCGCGAACGACGGCGAUUAACGCGUUCGAGAGAAUGCUAGAGGUCGAGGGUGUGAGCAUGGAAUUGUUUCGUGCAAGCAUACAUACAGACCCCUCGGGCAAACGCUUGGCUGCCACAAUGGACCGCUUCGGCUAUUAUCUCGCCACUAAUGACGGUAAGAAAGGUAAGUUAGCUCGUAACACAGCUACAUCGUACUAUAGAAACGUCAAGCUGUGGCUAUUUGAUGAGUUUCCACACCUGCGUUUACCCACGGAGAUGAACUUGUUAAAACAAGAGAAAACUCUAGAUAAGCACUGCUUAAAACGUGAGAAAGGAGGACUCGUUAACAGAGCGCCACCAUGUACUAAAGAGGCCUUAGGUUCUGCAAUUCGCUAUGUCUACAGCACAGCACGUGUCAACUCGGACUACCAAGAUGCUGCGCUAGCCUGCCUCAUG
Messenger RNA from Phytophthora sojae, 474 nucleotides. RefSeq lists its product as hypothetical. The transcript has a single exon. The record is from RefSeq and is a predicted model, not a curated record. The annotation marks the transcript as partial. Lineage: Eukaryota; Oomycota; Peronosporomycetes; Peronosporales; Peronosporaceae.